This is a messenger RNA of Exaiptasia diaphana, 981 nucleotides long. RefSeq lists its product as uncharacterized. Bases 1 to 981 code for a protein of 326 amino acids. Lineage: Eukaryota; Metazoa; Cnidaria; Anthozoa; Actiniaria; Aiptasiidae. The transcript has 3 exons. The record is from RefSeq and is a predicted model, not a curated record.
AUGAACUCCUUCCAUAUAGUAAUAGGCGACUACAUUAAGUCUUUGAUGCCAGGGAAAAGAGGAAUUUCUCCCAGGAGCGUUGAAAGAUACUGUGCAGCUCACAAUAUACACUAUCGCGAUAAGAACAUAAACAGAAAAGAUGUCGACUCUAUCGUUGCUGAAGCAGUGCAGGAGCAAUACCCCGAAUGCUUCAAAGAUAUUGGUGCACUCCCAGGGACAUACAAGAUACCCAUACGAGAGGAUSUUGUYCCAUGUAAAGAUGCUCCGAGAUCUGUACCAGAAAGUCAACGUGAACCACUCYRCAAGGAACUUCAUCGCAUGCAAAGCAUAGGCAUCAUCAAGAAAGUUGAUCAACCAACCGAUKGGGUGAGCAGUAUUGUGAUAGUCGAUAAGCCUAAUGGUGAUGUCAGAAUAUGUUUGGACCCCAAAAGGCUCAACGAUGCUAUCAUACGUGAGCACCACUACACCCAAAAGCUUGAUGACGUGCUACCACAACUGAGCAAUGCCAAAGUUUUCACGCAGGACAUUUUCCAAAGAAAUAUUGACGAAACGUAUGAUGGAUUGCCAGGUAUUGUUGUCUACGGUCAGGACGACAAGAUACAUGACCAGAAUUUAAUUCAAAUGAUGGAACGCACCAAGGAGCGAGGACUGUCACUGAACUCUAACAAAUGCCACAUCAGGCAAUCCAGCAUUUGCUUCUAUGGACACAUUCUAACCAGUGAAGGGAUUAAGCCAGACCCAUCAAAGGUUUCUGCUAUCAAGGACAUGAAAGCUCCACAGAACAUUACACAGUUACAAUCUUUCCUCUCAUCAGUGAAAUAUCUGGGCUCGUUCACCCCAGACCUCUCAAACCUCUGYGCACCGCUCAACAAACUCACUCGAAAGGACACAGACUUCCAGUGUGGACCUGAGCAACAAACAGCCUUCGAAACCAUCAAAGAGUCAAUUGCCUCAAUAAAAGUACUUGCGUACUUUGAUUAA